AUGGAGUCGACUGUGUCUAACUCUGUCUCUAAUGGUAGUGUUGCUGAAAUUUUUGCAAGUGAUGAUAAGGAAAAGGCUGGUUUGAAUCCAAGAAAUGGGUUUGUUUCAAUGGGGGGAAUAGGAUUGCUCAAAAAUUUGCAGCCUAAAAUCGUGAGUGGAGAUUUUGGUUUCAUUCUGGAGGACGUCCCACACUUGUCUGAUUACAUUCCUCAUCUUCCUACUUAUACCAAUCCAUUGCAGUACAAUCCUGCUUAUUCAGUUGUUAAGCAGUAUUUUGUUGAUCACGAUGAUACAGUUGCCCAAAAGAUCCAACAAGUGUUCUUAUCAGGUUCUCGGAUGCAUUUUCGACGUGCAGGUCCUCGCCAAAGAGUUUACUUCAAGUCUGAUGAAGUGCACGCGUGCAUUGUCACGUGUGGAGGCUUAUGCCCUGGCCUUAACACAGUUAUCCGGGAAAUUGUAUGCGGCUUGCACCAUAUGUAUGAUGUCAAGAGAGUUCUGGGAAUAGUUGGAGGAUACCGUGGUUUUUACUCCAAAAACACCGUCUCUUUAACGCCGAAGUUCGUGAAUGAUAUCCACAAACGUGGUGGAACAAUCUUGGGGACAUCUCGAGGUGGUCAUGACACCAAAAAGAUUGUUGACAGCAUUCAGGACCGCGGAAUUAAUCAGGUUUACAUACUAGGAGGAGAUGGGACGCAGAAAGGAGCAGCAGUAAUUUUUGAGGAAAUUAGAAGACGCGGUCUCAAGGUUGCAGUUGCCGGAAUCCCCAAAACAAUAGAUAAUGACAUUCCGGUUAUUGACAAAUCCUUUGGUUUUGACACUGCUGUUGAGGAAGCCCAACGUGCUAUUAAUGCAGCACAUGUUGAAGCUACAAGUAUUGAGAAUGGUAUUGGCCUGGUGAAGUUAAUGGGACGUUACAGUGGAUUCAUUGCCAUGUAUGCUACUCUUGCCAGCCGAGAUGUCGAUUGCUGCCUUAUUCCAGAGUCACCGUUUUAUCUCGAAGGACCUGGUGGACUCUUCGAGUAUAUAGAGAAACGACUCAAAGAAAAUGGACAUAUGGUUAUUGUCAUAGCUGAAGGUGCAGGGCAGGAGCUACUUUCUGAGAGUUUGCACUCUACAGAUCAGCAAGAUGCUUCUGGAAACAAGCUUCUACAGGAUGUUGGGCUGUGGAUAUCGCAAAGGAUUAAGGAUCAUUUUUCUAAACGGAGUAAGAUGGCAAUUAAUCUCAAAUAUAUAGAUCUCAUGUACAUGAUUCGAGCUGUUCCCAGCAAUGCAUCUGACAAUGUGUACUGUACGCUUCUCGCUCAAAGUGCUGUUCAUGGAGCAAUGGCGGGUUAUACAGGUUUCACAGUAGGACCUGUCAAUGGCAGACAUGCUUACAUUCCUUUCCAUAGAAUUAUCGAGAAACAGCACAAGGUCGUGAUAACGGAUAGAAUGUGGGCAAGACUUCUGUCUUCAACCAAUCAACCCAGUUUCUUGAGUAUAAAAGAUGUUAUUGAAGCCAGCAAAACGGAGAGCGACCUACUUAAUUGUUAG
This is a messenger RNA of Fraxinus pennsylvanica, 1533 nucleotides long. The record is from the annotation of a GenBank genome assembly. NCBI's taxonomy places the organism in Eukaryota, Viridiplantae, Streptophyta, Magnoliopsida, Lamiales, Oleaceae.